GAAAGAACAAGAGUUUUGGAGAUGGCCAUGGGAAAAAUUCUCUCUCGCUUGAUCCCCGAUGACCCCUUGAUUCCCCUACUGAAUAGGGGCGAGCAACCGGCUACAGUAGUUGCAACUUGUAACUCCCUAGCCCUAAGCAAUGUAGUGGUCCCAACCAGACCAAGAGGAAGUGGGAAGUUGAACCCAGAACCUAGCUUGUCCAAGCAUAAUGAAGAAUUACUAAAGAAGAACACUGACCUUGAGAGACAUCUCAAAGACGUGCAGAAGUCUAUUGACAAGCUAAGGAGUCCCAAGUCGCGCCAGAAGGCUCUCAACUUGGAUAGUGCCCCUCUCAACUUGUCCAUCACGGUUGAAUUAUAUCAAGAGGGAUUUAAAAUUCCUCAUUUGGAGACAUAUGAUGGCUCAGGAGAUCCAGAUGAACAUCUGCAUACUUAUCAAGCCAUCAUGAGGAUCCAGAACGCCACUAACGCCAUGAUGUGCAAAGUCUUCCCUGCAAUGUUGAAAUCAACGGCUAGAAGAUGGUACCACAAGUUACCUAGACAUUCCAUAGCCUCAUAUUCUAAACUAGCCACUUUGUUUUCAAAUAAGUUCGCGAGUCAAAGAGAAAUUAAGCACAUCGCUACUGAGCUGUUGCAAGUUCAUCAGAAGGAGGGAGAGUCUCUAAGGGACUAUAUGCAACGGUUCAACAAGUCCACUCUAGACAUUGAUAAUGUCCUUGAUACCAUCAGCUUGUCAGCUAGCUUCAUACUAUCAGAAGACUUCCAGUCGUCCAAGCAACGAGCUGAUGAUAGACAAAGCAAAAGCCAUGAACAACCACAACGAAGAGAAGAAAGGAAAAAGCAAAAAGUUAGCGAGCAGUGGGGAAAGCCAUCCGACUUCCCAAAGUAUGCCAACUACAUUCCUUUGACCUCGCCAAGGGGUAUGACCAGCCUCAAGGGCAAAGGUAUCAGCUCGGCAACAGCCAGGAUGUGUAUUAGGAUAACCAAUAUCCUUCCGAGCAAGGCAGAGCGUACAAGGGACGUUAGUUCAAUAGGAGGCCAAAGCGCUCGGGGCCGUAAGGCAUAUGCUUGUCAAGUGAUGAUCGUUAAUAAAAACAAGCCCUUGAAGCGGCCAUUCGAGGAGGCGAAAUGGGAGAAUGCGACCAUUACAUUCAGCUCAGCAGAUUAUAAGCAAACGGAAGAAGAGCCUGACGUUAUGAUGCCUCAUGUAGAUCCUUUUGUGGCAGCGAUCCAUAUAGGCAAUCAUAACGUCAAUAAGGUCUCUAUCGAUACUGGUAGUUCACCAGAUAUCCUGUAUUGGAGCUGCUUUCAGAAGAUGCAGUUGAAUCCGAACUCGCUGCAGAAGUAUGAAGGGCCCAUAUAUGGGUUCGAUAAUCAACCUGUCCCGGUUGAAGAAGUAAUUACUCUUCCCAUCUAUGUGGGCUUUGAACUACACUUAAGGAUGGCUUCAGUUAGCUUUUUGGUAGUCAAAAUGGAAUCGACUUUCAAUGCCAUACUAGGAAGAGCCACCCUAUGCGAGCUGAAGGCUGUCAUCUCGCAGGCUGUCAUCUCGCAGGCUGUCAUCUCGCAACCUCAUCUCUGUAUGAAGUUCCCAACUCCUCAGGGGGUAGGAGUGCUUAAAGGGGAACCAGAAGAUGACCAGAGCCUGCUAUCAAGAUACAUUCAAGAAGAUAUUGAGCACCGACCUCAGGGUGUCAAGCAAAAGGCUGAGCCAAUAGAACCAGUGGAAGUAGUCCCUUUGAACCCUAACAUGUCGGAAAGAACAGUUAAGGUUGGCACAAAGCUCACAGCGAAAGAACGAGCUGAACUUCUGGAGUUUUUAAAGGUUAAUCAAGAUGUGUUUGCGUGGACGACGGAUGAAAUGCCUGGCAUUCCAACAGAGUUGGCAGUCCACAAGCUCAGCACGGACCCCACCAGAAGGCCGAUGGUUCAAAAACAUCGCCUUUUUGGUCCUGAGAAGCAAGCUGCUAUAGAUGAAGAAAUACAAAAGCUAUUACAGGCAGGCUUCAUCAAGAGAGUUGAAUACUCUAUGUGGGUGUCUAACCCUGUGCUUGUCAAGAAACCAAACGGCAAGUGGAGAAUGUGUAUUGAUUUCACUAACUUAAAUAAGACGUGUCCAAAAGACCCUCACCCCUUACCAAAUGUUGAGAAGUUGGUUCAGUUGCUGUUGGAUGACCAAAAGAAAACGGCUUUCUAUGCUGGUGACGCAAUCUACUGCUAUGUCAUGAUGCCAUUUGGCUUGAAAAAUGCUGGCGUGACAUAUCAAAAGCUGGUGCAGGUCAUCUUCAAGCUCCAGAUCGGCAGGAACAUUGAAGUAUAUGUGGACAACAUGAUAGUCACCAGUAAGCGAGCUGAAGAUCAUAUAGACGACCUAAAUGAAACAUUUCAGAACUUGCGACGAGCCCAAAUGAAGCUAAAUCCCCUGAAAUGCACGUUUGUUGUAGAAUCAGGAAAAUCCCUAGGGUACGUGGUAUCCAAGAAGAGAAUUGAGGUAAAUCCAGAGAAGGUUCAGGCCGUUCAACAGAUGGAGCUUUCCAAGACCAUAAAAGAUGUGCACCUUCUGACAGGUCGUGUUGCUGCGUUGCACAGAUUCAUAGUCAAGUCGGCAGAAAGAUGCCUCCCAUUCUUUAAGGCCUUGAGAGAGCUCAAGAACUUUCAAUGGACCGACGAAUGUCAGCAGGCAUUCGAUGAGCUCAAGCAAUAUCUGGCGUCAGCACCUCUGCUUUCAAAGCCUGUGGAGGGGGAGAGUUUAUACCUAUAUCUAGGGGUUACAGAGGAGGUCGGCACGAAGCAAAAUUACCCACUAGCAGAAAAAGCUGCUUUUGCCCUUGCCUACACGGCUCGCAAAUUGAGAGCAUACUUUCAGUCACACAAAAUUGUUAUCUAUAUCGAUUUAUCGUUGAGGAAGAUACUACAGAAAUCUGAACUCUCUAGUCGGCUUAUUGGGUGGACUGUCGAGCUAAGCGAGUACGACCUCAAAUUUCAGCCGCACACAACCAUUAAAGGCAGGCUUGGGUUCCUUCGAACCCACCCAGGCGCUGGGUUCGCGUCUGGGUUCGCACCGAACCCAGCAUGCCUAGGUUUGGUAGAACCCAACACGCUUGGGUUUGGUUCCUUUCGAACCCAACGCCUGGGUUCACAAGGAACCCAAGCGUGCUGGGUUCGCAAGGAACCCAAGUGUGCUAGGUUCGCGUCUGGGUUCCUACAAACAAUGACCAUAUCAGAUAUUGAGCACCGACCUCAGGGUGUCGAGCAAAAGGCUGAGCCAAUAGAACCAGUGGAAGUUAAUCAAGAUGUGUUUGCGUGGAUGACGGAUGAAAUGCCUGGCAUUCCAACAGAGUUGGCAGUCCACAAGCUCAACACGGACCCCACCAGAAGGCCGGUGGUUCAAAAACGUCGCCUUUUUGGUCCUAAGAAGCAAGCUGCUAUAGAUGAAGAAAUACAAAAGUUACUACAGGCAGGCUUCAUCAGGAGAGUUGAAUACUCUGAGUGGAUGAAGAAGGCAAGGCAAGGCAGUUGCUGGGUUAUUGUAGGUGUUGGGUUCGAUGCUGGGUUUGAUUUUUCAAUUUCGAAUGCUAGGAUUUUGCAGGUUCUAGGUUCGUUUGGACUCGAUCUACUCGAUCCUUUUGUUAAAAGCAGAGGAGGUUGCACAUACCUAGUUGUCGCGGUAGAUUACUUCACCAAAUGGAUAGAAGCCAAACCAUUAUCAACGACAACAGAGAAGAAAAUAGAGGAAUUCCUGUUCAACUCAAUAUUAUGCAGGUUCAGCAUACCUAAACGGAUCAUCACUGACAAUGGUCCACAGUUCCGAGCCGUAGCACUUAGGAUGUUCUGCAACGAUUAUGGCAUUGAGCUCGCCUUGACUUCGGCUACAGGCGAAACCCCAUUUAGCCUCGCCUAUGGAGCUGAGGCCGUUAUCCCUGUAGAGAUUGGAUUGCCAUUCGACAGAUCAGAUCAGCACAAUGAUCCUAGUAAUGAGCAACUUCUAAGAGAGAACCUAGACCCUGUAGAAGAGGUUAGGGAGAUGUCUCGAAUAAGAAACAUAGCACAUCAAAGUCAUGUUGCUAGAUUUUAUAAUAAGAGAGUCCGAACUCGUCAAUUUCAAAUUGGCGAUCUGGUUUUACGCAAGGCUGGGCUCACUAACACUUACUCACAUAUGGGAAAACUCGCUCCGAACUAGGAAGGUCCUUAUAUGGUUAGUUGUGUUAAGCGACCUGGGUCUUACCAGUUAGCAGAUCUACAAGGUCGUCAGUUACCAUUCAUAUGGAACAUACAUAACCUUAAAAAGUUUUACAGUUAACAUGUAUAUUAUUAUCUUAUCAAUAAACUGCACAUGACGAUGUAAAGAAUGUAUACAACAAUAAAUACAUAAAUUUCAA
Messenger RNA from Rubroshorea leprosula, 4378 nucleotides. The record is from the annotation of a GenBank genome assembly. NCBI's taxonomy places the organism in Eukaryota, Viridiplantae, Streptophyta, Magnoliopsida, Malvales, Dipterocarpaceae.